Molecule: messenger RNA, 912 nt
Organism: Ostreobium quekettii
Lineage: Eukaryota; Viridiplantae; Chlorophyta; Ulvophyceae; Bryopsidales; Ostreobiaceae
Source: the annotation of a GenBank genome assembly
AUGUGGCUGGUUUGUGAUAACGAAGCUGAAGGUGUCCUGGUUAGGCCCAGCAUCAAUGCUCAACAGGAAUCUGAUAACCUCCACGUUUGCAGUUGUGGCCGUUGCUUCCUUCGUGGUUCCUGGCAUGGGUUAAUGGACGAUGACUGCAUUCCGUUCUCCGCAAUUCAGUUCCAUCGGAUCGGCUUGCUCUGUUUGGCAGUUGGCAUCCCAUUGGCAGUCGCCGCAGCUGGUGGAAUUGCAGCCACCGUUGCAGGCGUUGCAUCUGCAGCUGCGAAUGCGGCCCCAAUUUCGCCCCCCUCUUCCUCUGGCGUCCUCAGCGUCACCCCCCUCCCUGCGGCCACGCCCGUCACGGCAGCAGUGGCUGCCGCACUGGGGAGCGCCAUCUUGGCGGGAGACAUCAACGCCGCCGCGCAGGUGUUCAUCGACUCUGACGACAUCGCGGGGCUGGUGUUGGGCCUGCAGAUCCCGCCAGGCGUCAGCGGGGCACCGAGUGGCGACCGGAACUCCAAUGGUGACGUCGUUGCUAUCAAGGCCGUGGCUUUGGCGGUGUUGUCCGCGCCUGGUCUGGAGGGAAAGCUCACGGAAGUUCUUUUCCGUGCUGCGAUUCUUCCGUCCCAGGAAGCGGGAACGGCGGGCCUAACGUUGGAAGUCGAGUCAACCAUUGAUAACAUAUUUGCGAACUUGUCGAAUGUGGACCUGCUACAACGGAUCCUCAAUGGGAAUGCCAAUACGACUUUCCGCAAACGCCUUCGCCAACUGCUCUGCGUCGACUGCUCAGACUCCAGGAGCUGGGUGUGCUCGGCCUGCUGGCCUGCGGAGUUUUGCGUCGCAUUUUGGUUCUGCGAGGACCUGAUAAACGGGCCGCGGUUGGUUCCCUCUUCCAGCUUCGAAGUUACGACCACACCGUUGUGA